AUGCCGUUCUAUAGAAAGCCACGGAAUUUUACUCCCCUGCAUACCAUAGCCGAGAAAAAAUCUAUCAAGAACGGUCUUCAUCACGCCAUAUUUACUUCGAGAUUCGAUAGAUACGUUGGUGAUUGGCACCAUGAUCACAAGCAAGGAAAAGGAUUGUUUCUCACAAUAACUGGAAAAUUAUACGAAGGGGACUGGUUUGAAGGAUUCAGACACGGGCAUGGUACGUUGAGCCAUCGCAUGGAAAAUGGUGUAUUUCGGCUGGACUACCGCGGCGAGUGGGUUCGGGGUAAACCAGAGGGGAUUGGUUGGUGGUGGUAUGAGAAUGGAGACGUAUACUUCGGGUACUGGAAGCGAGGCGAGAGACAUGGCUUCGGCAAGAUGUGGUACGCUGACGGAACGUUCUAUGUCGGGUAUUGGCACAAGAGAUAUAAGGAAGGGCUUGGAAUGUUUGUUCAAAAGAAUGGUAACCGUUACGAAGGCCACUGGGAGGACGACAUCAAGAGCGGCCUGGGUCGCUUCUAUCACAUGCACACAGGGCAGCUGCAGGAGGGCUGCUGGGUCGACGACAUCUGCGUCAAGUCCAAAAUGUCUGACAUUAUCAUCAGACAGUUUUGCGAUCUACCCACAGAGUACCCAAUACCGCCGGAAACACUAGCGGAAUCAAGGAAGAUUCUAGAAGAAAGUGCAAUGUGGCUUCGUCAGAAGGUUGGGAAAAUAGACAAACGCUUGGAAUAUUGUAUCGACCAAAUGGUUUAAUUCGAUGACAAUACCAGAUCAUAAGUAUCAAGUAUAACAUUACAAUAUU
Pectinophora gossypiella (pink bollworm) is the source of this 805-nucleotide messenger RNA. RefSeq names its product MORN repeat-containing protein 3-like. Lineage: Eukaryota; Metazoa; Arthropoda; Insecta; Lepidoptera; Gelechiidae. The record is from RefSeq and is a predicted model, not a curated record. The coding region runs from base 1 to 756 and encodes 251 amino acids. The transcript is spliced from 5 exons.